UCCUGUCGUAGCUUAUAUGUAAAAAAUUAUAUGUCGUUUUGGCCAAGAGGUUCCCUUGGGCUUGGAUUUACGAAUUGCAAGCAUUAUGAGCCGUAGUAACACUAUGGAACGAUAUCAUCUAUCGGCAUUCAAGCUACCAUCAUCAUUCUUUAAAUAUGAUGCUCUAUCCACGGUGCUUUCCACCGCGGAUGACGCUUUGCUCCUGGCAGCCGGCGCUUGGCAAAACAUCAGUGGGAUGCUUUGCAAUACCGGCCACCGGUAUCCUUCCGAAGCCGACGACAACGUUGUCAUUUCAGAAAGCAAUGGUGAAGUAAUGGAGUUGGCAAGUUGGUGGGCGAGCAUCCGGGCCCUUGAUGGCAAGGGCCAGCUUGCAGCCAUGGCCUUGAUGUACGACGCGUGGCAUGGCUUGUACGACAGCUCGCCAGUUAUUCCCGUGGCUGCAAAUGCCCCAGGCCAGAACUGCAUUUCUCGUGCGAGUACGACUGAACACAACGCCUUUGAAACCGUUGCCGUGUACGACAAAACCGAAGGCGAUGCCGAUGCAGUUGUCAUUUCCACCGGUACGCCAUUCUACACUAGCUUUGCAGACCUUGACUUCUCCGCCACGAAGCAUCAGGAGCUACAGCCACCAUACCAUCAGCAGGCCUUAAUCAGUGCCCGCGCCUCACUUGGCGAAAUUAUAGAAGCCGGUUCAGACUGUCUUGUUACUAUUGCCAGCGGCGUUGCCAUGCCUACGGAUGGCGGCGUUGGUGAUGGUGCUGCUGCUGCUGCUGGUUCGGUGGUGGCGGCGGUGGUGGACUGGCCCUCACUGGAGCUCAUUGUGCCUGCGCUGGAUUCCGUGGCGUUAACGGCCGCAUUGUGCAGUUUUGACGACGGCGACGGCGCUGAAGAGGACUUUUUUUGGGUCACCCCGGCUUUUGGCGUCGCGAACGGUUCAUCAGAGAAGGAUGACCCUCGGAGUCCUGAAUUUGUCCCCGGCAUUGUCAAUGCCGGUAUCCUUGACGUGGACGCCUCGUUCGAUGCUUCUGUCGACGCUUCCACCGCCUGCGCCACCGCGUCGGACGCUUGCUUGUACGACUCGGAUUUGGAUUCUGACAGUACUGUUGACGCCGACGGAUAUCUGUUGGCGUCUGGCGGCGAUCUGUCUUCUUCGGUCGCCGCCGACUUGGAGUUCAUUUCAUCUUCAGAGGAUGGACUCCCCAUGCUGAAACUUUCGCUGUCGCCGUCGCACUCGAUGCCGUCGGAAGUAGAGGUGAAGCCAAGCCGUCGCCUUGACUGCUACUUGCAGCGCCUUGCCACCAAGGUCCCUGCGCCGUCCUUGUUGCCUCCGCCGCCAUCGCCGGCGCCGGUCAUGGCCUCAGCGCCGGUCCCGGCGCGGGAUGAUGUCGAUGAGCUCAAGCCAUGCGUCACUCCCGUUUCCGUUGGAAGGAGGAGGAAUUGCGCCACGGCAACCUUGGCGCAGCGGCGAUUGGAAUCUAAAUGGCAGGAGUUGCAAGUUCAGUGGCUUGAGUUCGAUGUCUACUGGCAGCAGCGUACUCAGUCGCGGCGGUCGCCACGGCCGCCAAAGCCGCAGGAGCCGCAGCCUGCCCAGGUGCUUCCGCACCCUCAACGACGGGGUGACUUGAAGCCCCAGCCCCAGCAGCAACGGCUGUGGCCGCAGUCGAAGUUGCCCCAGUCACCGCGCGCGGCGUCAUCUCCCCAGCAGCAACAGCAACAGAGGACAGUUGCUGGCGCAGGCGGCGGCGGCAGCGGCAGCUCGCGGCCGAACUUUAUGCGGUCCACGACGGCGUCGGCGUUGAUGGCGACGACGAGGUCGCCUUCGUCUCCCUUUGGUCAGCACCAGGCGAGUCGUCAGCACAGCGCCGGUUCUCCACGCAUGGGGGCGUGGAGCAGCAGCAGCAGCAGCAGCAACAACAACAUUCGGCGUGUGUAG
Volvox carteri f. nagariensis is the source of this 1933-nucleotide messenger RNA. RefSeq lists its product as uncharacterized. The coding region runs from base 86 to 1933 and encodes 615 amino acids. The record is from RefSeq and is a predicted model, not a curated record. NCBI's taxonomy places the organism in Eukaryota, Viridiplantae, Chlorophyta, Chlorophyceae, Chlamydomonadales, Volvocaceae. The transcript has 4 exons.